GCUGUUUGGAUAAAAUGCGCUGGGAGCGUUCUAGGCUCCUCAGCAGCUCACAUCUGGCCGGGGUUUGCUCUUUACGUGUUUGUCCCGCUUUCUUCCUCUCUUCCUUUACUUUUGAGAAACCACGUUUCCGCUCCGGCCAAAGAGACCUUGGAGCCAGCCGGGGUGACCAAGGUGCUGGGACAGGGCUGCGGUCCUCGCACCCCGCCCCCGCCCCUUCCGAGCCCUCUUCCCGGGAGCGUUUUCCCUGCCUUGUUUCCUUGACAAGUCUGUAGAGGCUCCCCACCCCUCCGACCUGGUGGGGAGGAGGCCCGGCCGCCUGGAGAUGGAGUAACGGGCUCUGGGGGAGCAGGGAGAAGACGAGACUGGUGCAGCUGGCUCGGCCCUGAAGGAGGUGCAUCUGCUUGGCCAAGGUGUGGUGGCCACUGAGAGGAGGGAGAUGAUUUAAAACAGCAGAAUUCUCGGUCUCUCCUCUCCUCACCAUUUCUCCUUGAAGCAGACCCGAUUCCAAUGCAGGGAGAAGAAAGCUCUGCUCAUGUUCUAGCAAGUCACCCUGGAAGAACCUGCCUUCUGCAUCCCCGGACUCACUUGGGUUUGGAGGGCACAGUGAGAAGAUGGGCUCCCGAGGACAGAGACUUGUGCUGGGAUGCUGCUUGCUGUUGGCCUUUGCUUGGGGCCUAGUGCUGAGCCAUGUCCCACGAGGACAGCGGGAACAGCAGGAGCAGGAGGGGACCCAGAAGCCGCCUCCCCUGAUGGACCAUGCUGAGAGGGACGAAGACAAACACGAGAAGUACAGCACCAGCCUGGGUGAGGAGCUCCCGGCUUCCCAGUGCUUUCGUUGCUGUGACCCUGGGACCCCUGUGUACCAGGGGAUCCCCGUGCCCCAGAUCAACAUCACAAUCUUGAAAGGUGAGAAGGGUGACCGAGGAGACCGCGGGCUUCAAGGGAAAUACGGCAAGACAGGCUCUGUAGGUGCCCGGGGUCACAUUGGACCCAAAGGGCAGAAGGGGUCCAUGGGGGCCCCUGGGGACCGGUGCAAGAACUAUUACGCAGCCUUCUCCGUGGGCCGGAAGAAGCCCCUUCAUAGCAAUGACUACUAUCAGACCGUGGUCUUUGACACAGAGUUCGUGAACCUCUACGGCCACUUUAACAUGUUCACGGGCAGAUUCUACUGCUAUGUGCCUGGCAUCUACUUCUUCAGCCUCAAUGUGCACACGUGGAACCAGAAGGAGACCUACCUGCACAUCAUGAGGAACGCGGAGGAGGUGGUGAUCCUGUACGCCCAGGUGAGUGACCGCAGCAUCAUGCAGAGCCAGAGCCUGAUGCUGGAGCUGCAGGAGCAGGACGAGGUGUGGGUGCGCCUGUUCAAGGGUGAGCGCGAGAAUGCCAUCUUCAGCGACGAGUUCGACACGUACAUCACCUUCAGCGGUUACCUGGUCAAGCACGCCGCCGAGCCCUAGUGGUGCCACCGCUGCAUGCCCAAGACUGCCGGUUUCUUCUCGCCCCCUGCCCACACCUGCAUCCCGCAGACCCAGGGGUCCAGUGCCAGGCUGACCUCAUCACCUUGUUCUCUAGUCAGGCUUCUUUGCCCUCUGCGUCCCCAGCUUUGGCAUCAAUGAGACACCGUUGGUGGGUCGGAAGUCAAGAUGGCCUGUGGGCCCCGCUCUGGCCACCAUGGUCAGCAGAGAAUUGCCGGCAGAUGAGCACAGGACAGGGGGACCUCGGGCUCCCCUGUGUGAACGCAGCUGUAAGUGACCUGGCCUUGCACUGUGCACAGCCUGGGUCUCCGCUCCCGCUCCUGGAAGUAAUGAAGCAAAUGCUAAGGUUCCAAAGGGGUGAAGUCAACCCUGGAGGGAAAAUGUUGUUAUCCUUGCUUCUCCAGUCCUUGGCUCUCUUAGGGAGCAUGUUUUCAUGGGAGGUCACCGGAGACACCACGGAAGAACAGAUUUAAACAUGGGUGCCAAAGGGGGAGCUGGGUUACCAGGGGUCCAGGAGACCACAUGUGGCUUAAUUAUAUUAGACCACGUAUGAACCUUCUUGGGAGACAGCUGGACUGAUGUCCCUAUCUCACUGAUGUCACUGUGACCUGAAGAGAGGACUUGGAGCCAGGACAAUGAGAGUGCUGGAGCUUAGAGUGUCUGCUCCCCAGAGGGACAGACACACCCUCUGCCCUGGGCUGCAGAUUGGCAGAAGCAGCCUGCAUGCUUCAGCUUAUGGACUGACAGUGGCUGGGGACCUCAGGGACCCCUAGGCCUGCAGAUGGCUCUAUGGGGAGCCAAGCUCCUGGUGCAUCCAAACACCGUCCUGCUCCCCCAGACGAGCUUGGAGCCCUGGGUAGGAUCUCCAUGCCAGGAGCUCAGGCUUCAGCUUCCUGUUCCUCCUCCCUUUUGUGGACUGGCCACAAAAGCACCGUGGCCUCUGACUCUGUUUCUACCGACACACCUCACAGCACCUCAGUUGUGUCUCCUCCGGGCUCAGCAUCUCCACUUCAGCUUCUUCACCAAACACCAGGGUCUUCACCCAGCCCUGCAGUCAGGAGAGGCUUUUUCUGGGCUCCAGGACAGUGCUGGAAAGUCCCCACCACACAUCUUUCCCAGGCUCUUACUGGGGCAGUCCUGGGACCAGGACAAAAGAAGAAACAGAUAUCUGGCACUGGGCUUCCACUCUGUCUCUGAAGGGUAGAUCGGCAGAAGAGGCAGGUGCUCCGAGGUGAUUCCAGGUCUGCCUGGAGCAGCGUCCUGUUCCCUGAUCUCCAGCAAUGGCCAGAUUUCCGGAAUCUUACUGCACAUUGGGGUUCAGGGUCCCAAGUUGCUCUGCCCACCAGCUCUGGCCCUUGGUCCUUGCCUCUCCAGUAUGGCCCUUCCUCUCUGUUGUCCCGAGAUCCUUGGUUUUGGCCCAUGCUUCCUCCCUCUGGGGCUUGGCUGCUGGGUUGCAGGGUCCAAAGAGCCGCCCCUUGAAGACCCUCUGCUGGUCAGACUGUACAAGCCGUGUUUCUGCGCAAUCAUUGCUUGUGCCCCACACCGCUCUCUCCAGGAAACAUUAAACUUGGAAUCAUGAUUUGAGCA
Cavia porcellus (domestic guinea pig) is the source of this 3062-nucleotide messenger RNA. RefSeq names its product C1q and TNF related 1 (gene C1qtnf1). Gene Ontology annotation, molecular function: protein binding. Lineage: Eukaryota; Metazoa; Chordata; Mammalia; Rodentia; Caviidae. The transcript has 5 exons. Bases 612 to 1457 code for a protein of 281 amino acids. The record is from RefSeq and is a predicted model, not a curated record.